CGAAAUGGCCUUGGCCACCGCGGUUUUCUCAAUAUAGCCGCACUUUUCUGAGCGUUAGGCUUAUUUCCAGCUCAAUCACUUGUCGGGGUUGGGUGGGGUCUUCAAUCUUUGUUUCUUGUUGAUCUGGAAGACGCCCCCGACCGCCCAGGCAUUCGUCAUUGACUGGUGAACCACGACCUGACCGCCUUUGUCUGGUCCCCCCGCGCUGCCUCCAGAGCCGCUGGCUGCUUCUUCCUUGGUCAAUGCGAACCCGAAACCAACGCCCGACGUCACAAUGGGCCGCAAACCCAAUGCGCUGAUACUCCAAUUUUUCGAGCGAGGCCCCAAACUUGCCGACAACAGCAAUCGCUAUCCUCAUACAUGCAAGUCCUGCGGGGAGAACUUCCCCAAGGGCCGCAUCGAUAGCUUGACGAACCACCUGACGCGAAAAUGCCCUGCCAUAUCCGAGAGCGACCGGGUAAGAGCCUGCUUGACAAUCCACGGCUUUAACAAGGCUGCUGUCGAACAUACCAGGGCGUCUGUUGCCUCCGCAACCACCACCGCUCGCCCACCCGCCGACAUUCAGCAAGACCUAGACCUAGUACAAAGAGACUGGACUGCCCUCGAGACUCUGGCUGAGGUUUCCAGGCAGAUAGAUCUCAGCGAAAAGCACGACGAUCGCGGCAACCCUGCAGGAGCCUCAAUAACGACAGAGAGCGCACUGCUGGGACAAGAAAUCCACGAUCAGUUCUUGGCACAGAGCGCCCAUCUUGGCUAUAAGGAUGACCAUGGCCUGACUGUGCCCCAGGAUGCCACAGUGCAAGAACAGGCAGUCAUACCAGGAGCCACGUUAUCAGCAGCUACAGAUGCCGUCAAGGAUGAACCGACCGCUGAGCAACAACUCGAGGCUCUUAUUCAGUCUGCAGAGCAAGCAUCACAUUCAGCCGCCUUGAGUGUCGCGGCAGCGGCUACAGCAAGGCUUAACCCGUCCUUGCUGGAUCCACAACUACGUGAAGAGGGCGUGCUCGCGGCUGUAUUACCCACUACAGAAGCUCGUCAGACAGAUGAAGCUCUUGAACCCGUCUCGACGGGCCCGAGUCAGCCAUGGGGCGAGCUCACACAGGCUGAUCUGCUUACCACCGUACCCUUGCGUGUACCAAGCCAGGGCGAUAACCCAUUGGUGCCGCAGCUGCUGCAUGGACCCAUCAAGGGCGGAUUCCGAAUGUCCAGCCCGAAUGGCGGAAAAGCCCGGCACUCGAGGGCUCGUUUUGACGCAACCCGGCGCAAAGAGGUGCAAGAGGUGCGCAAGAUUGGCGCCUGUAUAAGGUGUAGAAUCUUAAGGAAAACCUGCUCCAAAGGCCACCCGUGCGACACAUGCAGGAAAGUCCUCUCGCCUCGCAUUUGGAAGUCCGGUUGCGUGCGAACCAAGUUUUCAGAGCAGCUCGACCUCUACUCCGCCGGAGUGCAGAUAGUGCUUAACCAGCAGAGGCUGAAUGAUUUGAAAGCCCAUGUCAAUUUUGCCAACCAAGGAACCACCCUUGAACUGUCCAUAUUCCCAGAGUGCAGUUUUCACAUUUCAGCACAAGCUCUACAGAGCAUCGGUGCCAAGGAAAGGACACCAGAAGAGCCAGAGAGGCCGUGGGUAAAGGAGGAGCUACUUCUUAUAGAUUCAGAAAAGGAAGAUUUGCAGGGUAGCGUGGAGCUUUACAUGCGGCAAAUUCUCCAUGAGUUUGUUGAAAGAGAAAAGUCACACUUCGCUCGUGUGACACUAGACACGGCCAUCACUCUUGGGCAUGAGACCCACGACGAGUUGCUGAAGAAGGCCAUCGAGCUUUGGGGUCUGGUAGAAAUGCUAGAUCGAGAAAGACAGUGGAACAUCACUGUCAAGUACGGCGGUCUUGAUGGCAGGACUAGAGAGAUCAAGGACUCGACGGAUCAGGACUGUUUUACGACCAUUUGUCUACAACUCACUGCCGCCGCCGAAAGGAAAGCGGCGCACACGAGCAAGCAGCUACUCCAGGGUAUGCAACGAGUCUUGCAGGACAGCAAAACCAAGAUUGAUCACAACAUGUUUUUUACCACACUGAUUCUCCUGAACUGCGUGGAGAAGACGACAUGGGCGUUCAAAGCGUGGGAACAGGAUAGUCUCCAACCAAUGUGGCCACUUGAGAAGGCUCCUCACAAUUUCACUGGGCAAGGAUAUGUCUUGGCCGACCUCCUCAAGAUGCUGCUUGGCAUCCGCAAAGUGCUGCCUAGGACGUUUUGUCGCGAAUCCGAUGGAAUGCUUGCAACGCAUGAAGAAGAGCCAGUUCUCCAGGGGUAUUUUCACAACCUGGAACUCAAAUUCGCCGAUCUGCAGGCCAAGCAAGAGCAGCCCAUCUUCUCUCCGACAGACUCAAGGUCACUCGAACUCUUGUUUUGUUCCACUCUUCUUCUGCCCGCUGCAGAGUAAAGACCCGCGUCAUCGUCUAAUAGAUAGUCUAGAACUAUCCUUGGGAACAUGAAGCUGUGGCCACAGCAGCACCCGAUAUAUACGCCGUCUUGCUUUUAUGACCCUGCAUGAAUUCAUGACCUUAUUAAACAUCUUCCCCGAGUCUUCCAAAUGGUGUCGCGGUGUUGGUGGCUGCGAUUCAAUUGUUUCACGUUUACUUCUGUGGUUUACUGCUGCCGGGCAGCGUUGGGACGGAAAAUGCUGGAAAGAAAGGAUGAUAAUGGAUGUUAGAGCUUACAAUACCCCCGGCUUGAUGCAAGCAAGCCAUGUUGAUUUAGUCAAGUAUUCCACAAU
Molecule: messenger RNA, 2764 nt
Organism: Pyricularia grisea
Lineage: Eukaryota; Fungi; Ascomycota; Sordariomycetes; Magnaporthales; Pyriculariaceae
Exons: 3
Coding region: 275-2431 (718 amino acids)
Biological process (GO): regulation of DNA-templated transcription
Molecular function (GO): zinc ion binding; DNA-binding transcription factor activity, RNA polymerase II-specific
Source: RefSeq, a predicted model, not a curated record